AUUCAUUAUAAAGCGAACAUUCUCAUUGGCCCACAUCAUCUUAUUGUAAGCAUGGAACCAAAAGCAGAAGUCUAUCUUGGUUUUUUGCUGUUAUUUGCUUUAAAUGCAAUUGGCAACACAGAAACAGUAAAAGGAUCGAUCCAGCUGAACUCUGGGGUGUUUGAAAAGAUUGUGAAGCACCACAAAGCAGUCCUUGUUAAGUUUGAUGAGACAUAUCCAUAUGGAGAUAAACAAGAUACCUUUAAAGAAGUUGUGGAGGCCACUAUGUCUCAGGACGAUGCCUUAUGUGCCGAGAUACAGGUAUCAGAUUAUGGAGAGAAAGAAAAUCUAGACUUGGCAGAAAGAUAUGGUGUAAUAAAGGAACAAUUCCCAGUUUACAGAUUGUUUCUGAAUGGAGACCUUGAAGGUGUCCUAUACAAAGGAGAUACAAAAAAUGCUAAUGACAUUAAAUCAUUUUUGAUGAGUGAAGCAGGCCUUUGGUUAGGACUUCCAGAUUGUUUACAAGAAUUUGAUGAACUUGUCACCAACUUUUAUAAUGCAGCUGACAAUGACAAAAAGACAGCUGUAGUUACAGAAGUGGAGAAAGCUGCUGAAAAAUUGAAAGAAGAAUCUCAGAAAAAAUCAGCUGAGAUUUACGUUAAAACAAUGAAAAAAGUUUUGGAAAAAGGUGAAUCCUUCAUUGCGGAAGAAGUAAAAAGAGUUGAAAAAAUUAGAGAUGGAAAAAUAAGUGAUAAGAAGAGAGAACAGUUAGGCUCAAGAUUGAAUAUUUUAACAUCAUUCAAACUUUUAUUAAAAAAAGCUAAAAAAGGAAAGGAUGAACUUUGAAGGAUAUCAUUUUAAUUUUCUAUUUUUCAUUUUGUUUCUUUGUUCACCAAAUUUGAAUAAUUUUUAAAUCUUGUCCCUUUUUCCAAUUUUACAUGUUAUCACCUAAAACAUUUAUAAGGGGUUGGGGAAACUUUAUUAUUUUUUCUCUCCGUUUUUUAGAUUAAUUUCUCAGUGUAGGGAUAAGUUGGUAUGUAAAUUUCCAAAAUCAAUUCUUUUGGAGGAUAUGAAUCACAUGUGCCAUUUUCACAUAUCUUGCAAUAAGUUAAUGAAAUGAGAUUUAUUUUUUAAUAUACUUUGCCAAUUGUGCUGGAGCAGAAUGUGUUAUUAAUGUUGUUAUGGAGUUGCAGAACGUAAAUGUGUUUAAUUAUUUUAUGCUAGCAUUUAAAAUAUUCCAACAUAAUGUAGAUUUUAUACUUUAUAAUUUUAUAAAAGUAAUAUAUGGAAGAAAACAUUUAUACUAUACAAGUUUUGAAAUGCCAGAAAUAUGUGUUUUUGAUAUGUUAUUAUAGGUUUAAAAAUAAUAAAGUAUAAAAACUAA
This is a messenger RNA of Mytilus trossulus (common blue mussel), 1363 nucleotides long. RefSeq names its product endoplasmic reticulum resident protein 29-like. Bases 52 to 825 code for a protein of 257 amino acids. The record is from RefSeq and is a predicted model, not a curated record. Gene Ontology annotation, biological process: protein secretion. NCBI's taxonomy places the organism in Eukaryota, Metazoa, Mollusca, Bivalvia, Mytilida, Mytilidae. Gene Ontology annotation, cellular component: endoplasmic reticulum lumen; endoplasmic reticulum. The transcript has 4 exons.